Molecule: messenger RNA, 935 nt
Organism: Caenorhabditis elegans
Lineage: Eukaryota; Metazoa; Nematoda; Chromadorea; Rhabditida; Rhabditidae
Source: the annotation of a RefSeq genome assembly
AUGGAGAAUUUGAAAAGGCCGUGGAUACAAAAUCAAUAAGUGGAUACAAAAUCAAUAAGUUAUCAAUGGCCUCUUUUGGUUUUUUAUUUUCUUUUUGUAACUGUGACUCCAGUUUACAUUUUAAUAUUUAUAUGUAUUUCGAGAGCUAGAAGGACUUCAGUUACUUUUAAAACUACAUUUUAUGUGAUUUUGAUUCAACAUAGUAUUGCUGAUAUCAUCUCCCUGACGUUCUACUUUUUCCAAAAGGUCUCCUACAGUAUCAUGCCACGCUUUCUAUUCAAAUAUCAAAACUUCCGUAUUGCUGCAGUAAACUACAAUGGUUUAUAUUGGCUAUUUGUGAUUCGUUGUAAUGGAAUUGCACUAAUGACUAUUCAGAGAUACUUGUCAAUUGUUAAAUCAAUUAGUACUAUUACUAGGCUUAUUCACAAUUUGAAACAGUGGAAAAUUUUCAUGCUAUACUGGUUUUCGUCAGUUCUAUUUAGUAUAAUUUGUUUCUCAAAUCCUGAAAUUGGAUUUGAUUCCCCUGAACGAAUGAUUUUAGUUAUGGAUCCAGCUUAUAUCAGUAAUACGACAAAAAUUUUAUUUGUUUUUGUAAUGGUAUCAUGCAUGAUUUGUCUAGUAUUUUAUGGACUUAUUGUGAAAUUUAUUAGAGGAAAUACACAAUCCGUUUCCAAAACUUUGCAAAGAGAAAUCCGACUGGCUUUCCAAGUAUUUCUAUCACUUGCAGCUCAAUCAAUUUUACUGGUUUAUUUAUUUUUCUCAUAUAUUUUUGCUGAAACUGGCAACACUGCCCAGAUUGUGAACACAAGAAGAUUUUUCCCACUUGCCUAUGGAACUAUUUCUUUUAUCGGCCCAUUUACAAUACUAAUUUUUAAUAAAGACGUCCUGAACAAUGUAAAACUUCUGCUACUUGCCAAAAAAUUGUUGAGUUGAUU